Molecule: messenger RNA, 9250 nt
Organism: Uranotaenia lowii
Lineage: Eukaryota; Metazoa; Arthropoda; Insecta; Diptera; Culicidae
Product: serine/threonine-protein kinase ATR-like
Exons: 8
Coding region: 1113-8879 (2588 amino acids)
Biological process (GO): DNA damage checkpoint signaling; protein phosphorylation; telomere maintenance
Cellular component (GO): nucleus
Molecular function (GO): protein serine/threonine kinase activity; protein binding
Source: RefSeq, a predicted model, not a curated record
UUUUGUAAUCAUUUUGUCAACUAAUAUGUCCAAUCGUGCCAUUAUGGAUAAUGUAAAUCUUGGUUCAAUCGCAUAACUUAUUGUCAUAAAAUUUCAAACAACCGUUCCUACUAUCCACCAGGUAGAACUACUUCAAUUCGUUUUGAAUUUUAAAGUACCUACUAGUGACAGCUAGCGGUCAAUAGAAUCCGUUCUUGUAUUCAGAGCAGGGGUGUCAGGUGUCCUGAUUUAUCAGGAUUUGUCCUGAUUUUUGAGAGACUGUCCUGAUUUUUCAAAAACGCUUGAAUUGUCCUGAUUUUUGAAAAAUGACCCUUAAAAUGUCCUGAUUUGUCCUGAUUUUUAAAAAAUAUCCAAAUUAUAACUAAAUUUAUUGUUAAAUGAUGAGAACAUCAAAAAAAUCUUAAAUAAAAUAGUUUAACCAGUUGAACCAAUGAGAUUCUUUGAUUCAAAUUACAUUAAAAUGAGGUUUUUCGAUAUUAACUGCAGGCCAGCCAAGGUUAUUCUCGCUUCAGUUGCAUAAUUCGAGGCGUCUUCAGCACCUAUAUUUCGCCUUUAGUUAGGCAAUUUAAGCAGAACUGCAUUUUGUUUUCAGCAAUUUGGGGGUGUCCUGAAAAAUCCUGAUUUUUUCUUCGCGGUGUCCUGAUUUUUUGACAAAACGACCUGGCACCUCUGAUUCAGAGUAAAGUCCAAGGCGGGUAAAGCUAGGUGUGUUCUUAUACCAAUGCACGGAAUCGUCCAUCUUGUGACAGGGGUGACAGGCAAUCGUAAUCGUAGGCAUGGUAGGCGAACAAUUCGCUGUCAAAAAGCGCACCGUCUCCACCCCCAACCAAUGAGAAACUUUUGGUACCCCUUGCCUACUUUUCCUCAGUAUGCACCCACCCUACUGGAGGCACUCUGGUAAAGUCCGUAUCAAAAUUCGUAUAUGGCUGUUUGUUUGGCAACACUUCCAUUUUGUUUUGAUUUUCGCGCCGGUCGGAAAAUUUGAUUUUAUUGUUCGCUAUUUUCAUCGGUUUUUCUCGUUUUUCAUUGAAUAUAGAUCAAUUUUCUUGUAAUCAAGUUAGUGUUUUCUGCGAAAUUUGUUCAAAAUUGUACAACUUUAUCGAAAAGAAACUAUGGAUCCAACUAAAAAUGUGCCCGAUGUAGCCGACAGGAACAAAUCUGACAUCAUGUGGGAAACGCUAAUAACAACGUUAACCGACAUUGUACACAACCGUAGUUUGAACCUGGAAAAAAUCCUCAACAUGAUACGAAACGAUCUAACAUACGAUGAUCCAGGACUUUUUCCGUCCCUUUUGUUAGCGAACCCAGAGGAACGUGAUCCAAUAAGAGCGUUCAAUUUUUGGUUGCUGAAUCAACUGGUGCACAUCGCUUCUAUAGCAAAUUAUUUUGGCAUAAAGCGGAGCACUUCCGAGCUUCAACAAACAAUCCUUUCUGCUAGCUUUGUUAAGCAAACCUGGUUCUUCUACGAAGCUAGUCUGAAAUACUUGGAAAUACUAGAAGCCUUGAAUACGUUUCAACCGGAGAAGCAGCCGAUACAAUUACUAGCUUUUCACAUGCCUGGCACUUACUUUGAGCGACUGAACUGUAGUUGCUCUUUUGCGGUGGUUGAGGUUGGUGAUAAAGUAACCAAGCGAAUUCUGACAGAGAAUUGUUUGAAUGUGCUGAGUCAGGUGGUUAGUAUAGCUGAUGAUCGUGGAAGUCCAGAAUUCCGGGCACAAUGCGCUGAAGUUGUACUGAAUACUAUGAAUUUCGGGUGUUUAGAGGAGAAAACUUUGUGCUUGAUGUUCUUUGGUAAAUAUCUGAAGAUGAUUUCUGAGAUAACACCAUGCGUAGAGCGAUUGGCAACUGAGAUAAUGGGGAUCGUUGAAACCUGCUUAGAACGUUUCAAUCGAUGGCUCAGUAGUGAGUUAACACAAGUUAAGUCUAUUGAACAGUUCAAAACUGCGCUGAUGGAUUACUACAGCAAACUGAACGUGAUUCCUUUCUUAGACGUUCCUACAGAUCAUCGCAGAAAUCUAGUACUAUAUUCAAUUAAAAUCAUCAAACAAGUCAUUACCUUGAAAACGGACAACGAAGAACUAAAAUUGAAACUCUUAGAUCAAAUCAAAAAGUUUCUUUCUAUUGUGCUCAAUCAUUCACCGACGGUUGUUUUAGGAGAUGGAUUUGAAAGUUUAUAUGUUAUGAUUUUCCAAUUUCCGGAUUUAAUUCAUCUCGUGGAGGCGCCAAUUAUCAAUGAAAUCAAUGCAACGGAAUUGACAAGUGAAAUUAUUGUUACAAAAAUCAGUAACAUAUGGGCAUCCGUACUUGGAUAUAUUCAAAAAGAACACCAACAUUUGAAAAUAUCGCAAAAAAUUGAAACAGUUCAAAAACUAGUUCGUCUAGCAGUGGAUGUGAUACAUGGUUGUUAUUUGCAAAAACAAAAAAGUAAUAUUUCACAAUUGACCAUAAAUAUGUUCGAUAGUAAAUUGGUUGAAAUCCUCGAGAUAAUAUUCGAAAAUGUAAAAGAAUGUCAGAUGAAAAAAGACAUAUUCCUUUGGAUUCAAGAUACAUGUUUCGACGUUGUUAACCUACAAGAAUUCAGCACAUUAGAUGAAACAUUCCAGAAAACUAUUUGCUCUUGGUGCUUUGUGCCAUUCAUGAAUUCCUUUGAACAUUCCAAACUCGAAAUACCAGACGACACAAUUCAGGUUCUAAACGAUUGUAUUCAGAACGAUAGUGAUCUUAGGAUCAUCCAAAUUGGAACGCUUGAUCAGUUAUGUAAAUUUGCCGUGGAGAAUCUUUGUGAAGCUGCGAAGGAAAUGUUCAAGGAUAUAUUUUGGUCAAUAAUAGUCACUAUUAAGAACUCAAACGAUUCGGAGCUCAAACGUGCACUGUUUCGGUUUUACCAAAGUCUACUGCUAUCUAUGAAAUAUCCUGUAGAUCAGCUGGCCAAAGAGCUACUCUUUCCUUCCCUUUUUGAACCAGAUAUUCAAAUGAUUGCUUGUCGAUAUCUGUCGACACAUUACUGCAUAAAAUCGCAGAACUAUCAAGUAUGGCAAAUCAAGGGUGAUACAACUUCCCGUAAACGGAAAUUCCGCUGUCUCAGAUGCCAACCAGACAACUCGGAUGAGAAUUUUAUGUGCACUCAGCUGAGUAUAAGUUCACAACGAACAGAAUUCACAACACGUCAGGAAGGAUUUCUUCUAACGACGUGUUCAACACAGAAAGUACGCUGCUCUCUAUCAGUUGAUGAGUUGGAAAAGCUGUUCGUGAUUGAAAAUAUCGAAACGCAACUGGCAAUGGUAAAUCUUCUUCCGGUAUUGCUCAAACAUGUUCCGACAGUAGUGCUAAAUGAGCGAUUAGUGUCAACUUGGAGUAACCUCAUAACUAGUCACAACGAUGAAGUAAACAUUGCUUUUGCGAAAAGCUUUCCAGUUUUGAUGGAAUCUCUUGCUUGUGGCUCGGUUUCCCCAGAUGAAAAGAAUAGUAUUAUUCAAACCUGUCUAAAUAAACUUUCGGAAGCGGUUCGACAAAGCAUAAAUAAACCAAACUAUAAUCGCCAAUCUUCCGUUAUGAAUAUGGUUUUGAAGUUUUCCACUUCUGGCAGUGCCGACAUUAUUCACGAAGAACGGCUUAUGCAUUGUAUUCGGAUGUUAUUUUUCUUCUUAAUGCUACGUGAAUCCGAAAUCACGCGAGAGGCAUCAUUGAUCGUUGCGGAAAUGUGCGAGCAUCAUGGUGUUUCCACGAGGGACAUGUUGAACUGGUACCGACAUGACAUUAUAAAACUGAUGAUAGCGAUCAGUGCCACCAAUUAUCAUUGCCACGAAAUAUCCCUCUACAAAUCUUUGACUCAUGUCAGCAAAACAUUCCAGUUUAGUGGCCCUGUAGAGUUUAUAAACAAGUACUAUAAAAUUAUACUGGCUAUGCUUCUUCCCUGGUGUAUUAAGCGGCCUAGUUGUGUAAAUCUUUUGCAGGAAUUAGCAAACAUAAUACGAAAAGAGAAAACUAUGGUUUUAUCAAAUUCGUUUCUUACCAUCUAUCCUUAUCUCUUCAUCAAUGAACCUGCUAAUAUUACCAAUCAAUGCAUUGAUUUCAUUAUGACAAAUACGGGCAACACUUUAGUGCGGUUGUUACAUUCCGACAUCAAGAAAACGGUUUCUGAAAUAUUAAUUUUCUACCACAUCAACGCAGAGUGUGUCCUUCAUGCGUUUCGCAGUCUGUUGGCGAAAGAUGGCGAUGCUGAAGAUAUAACUACCGCUCAAAUGGCCGAAUACAUUUCCAGUCGAUUCCUCGGAGUGUUAACUUUUUUUGAAGCCUCGCUAAUUAAUCCGGAGAACGAAAGAGCCCUCAAGCGGGAAACACUCCUUAGUUUGGGCGAGAUAAUUCGAUUGCUCGGAGGACACCACAUUACACCGUUUAGGUUCAAAAUCAUCGCCCUACUGAAGACUACCUUGGCAAUUGAUGAACCCAACUUGAAAAGCAUUUGUGUCAAAGUUUGGCGUAUAUUCAUCUGUACAGUGGAUGUGCAACAACUGGGUCCUCUCCUUAGCACGAUUUUUGUAUCGUUAGAACUAUUGAUCGAUCAGUUCACUGAGGAUAUAAAUUAUAUCUUUCAUUAUUUGGUCAUACAAAACAACAGUUUGUUGAGUCCGCAUAUUUCGGACCUUUUCUUUUUAAGUGAAACUAAAGUUGACGAAGAGAUUAAACAAGUAGUUGCAGCACAUACACGAAAUGAUCGAGAUCGUAAAGAGUUUAUGUUUAGAUUCACAGAGCUCGUGAAACAUGUAAAUCAUGAAAACCUAGCAGUUCGAGUAUACGGCUUAAGAUUUUUGCGCCAGCUGUUUGCCGAUAACCGUAGUGAAUUGAACGAUUCUGUCAUCGGUCAACUUUCCUUCAACCCUAUGGUUGUGCACUUGCUGGAUAAUUUAAUCAAAAGCUGUAGCGAUGUUGAUGUUGGAUACAGAUUAAGAGCUGCUGAAUGUUUGGGAGAGUUAGGCGCACUAGCUCCUAAUUAUCUUCCUCCAAAUUAUGCACCGCAGGAAAGUUUCGCUUUGAGUAUCCAUUCGGACGCAUUUGCUAGUAUGGCGCUUGCCGAACUUUGCCGAGCCUAUCAAUUUCAAAAGGAUACCAAGUAUGUAGAUAGUUUUUCUUUGGCGAUUCAAGAAAUUCUAUUAGAACGAGGAGUUUCACCGAGUAAUGGCAAAAAACUAGAAGUUUGGGAAGCUAUUCCUGAUCGAUUACGACCUAUCAUGGAACCACUUCUUUCGUCUUGUUAUACCGGAUUAGAUCGUGUUUCGUCUACAGAGUGCCAUCCAAUUUUUGGAAGUUCCAAAGCUCAAACUUGCCAGGAAUGGGCAUUCUUAUGGGCUUGCCAAUUGAUCGAAAAACUGGAGAAGGACCAAACUCAAAAUUUAUUAAAAUCUUUCAAACCAAGCAUCCGUUGCGAUAUAAGCACAAUGACGAAUUUUUUGCCUUAUAUCUUACUGCAUGCUUUACAGAGUAGCAACGAAGAAAAUCGGAAAAUGUUCGUCGAAGAAUUACAGUUCCUUUUCAAUGCGAUUCUCAAUAAUAAUCCAGAAAUUGAUAGUCCAGAAUCACAGGACCACUAUAUUAGAGGAUUGCGUGCUAUGCAGUUUGUAUCUAAAGAUCGUAAACCCCAAGCGCCUGAUGUGCCCACUUCAGACAUGUCAAUGGAAUGUGCUAAGCUAGCCUUUCGACUUUUAGAUUUUCUGGAGAAGUGGAAACGUCAAUGGAAAAAAGUGUAUCAACUAGAUGAUUCGAAAGUGGAUUACCAUAAUGUAGAGGGCUUUCUAAAUGAGUUCAACCAUGAGAUGCUGGCCAACAUAAAUUUCAAAUGCCAGGAGUAUGCACGCUCGCUUAUGUAUUUGGAGGCUUACAUAGAAGAAGAACCAAUGCGCUUCCAAGAUCAUUUGUUCUUUUUAGCCAAAAUUUUUACUCAUCUCAAUGACCCAGAUUCAGUCGAGGGAGUUAUUUGUUCUAAAACAACCGAACCAACGCUAGCCGAACAAAUUCUGCUUCACAACGCAACUGGGCGUCUCCACCAAUCUGCGGCAUGCUAUGAACGAAUGCUUCAACUGAGAGACAUUAGUCCGCUCGAUAUCUAUAAUAUGGUAGAAUGUUACCUCAGAUUAGAUCAACCGGAAACAGCAUUGCUUCUAUCGGAAAGUUUACUGAACCAAUACUACGAAAACGAUGUACAAUCAUUGCUACAGGAAAUUAAAGCCGAACCACUUUAUCGUUUGGGUCGUUUCGAAGCGCUAGAAGAACUUUUGGAAUCUCCGGGUAUGCAGGAAAGUGAUAAUUGGGGUGUUAUCUGUGGUUCAUUAAUGGUUGGUUACCGGAAAAACCAACAUGAGCAAUUCCUACAAAAACUCGAACAAGCUCGUCUAGCAGUGCUCAGAAUUCUUCAUAACUCGGAUCUUAAAAUAAGUGCUUAUGAAAAGGGUUAUGAACAGGUUCUUAAACUGCACAUGAUCGAUGAGUUUGAGAAGUGCGAACACAUAUUGGAAAAUAUUCGCUCUUUCGGAAUCCACCGAUGUCAAAAUGAUUUGCAGAAUCUAAUCGCUAAUUUCGACGCACGGUUAGAGCUCUUACAACCGAACGCUGCCACAGCUGAACCAAUCAUCAGUCUUCGCAGGAUUUUAUUGAACGAAACUAAAAUCCUGAUAACGGAAUUAGCUUCGACUAACCCUAGUGCAGGUAAUAUUGUUAAAGAAAUUAAGGAUACAAUCGAUGGACAUAUCGGUCAUCUUUGGAUAAAAAGUACUGAGUUGGCUUCUCGUGCUAAGCUUUUCGAACAAGCCCAUCUAUACAUUUUACAUGCUGAGAGCUACAAACCUAAAGAGUUGUUUAUAAAGAAAGCUCAACUGCUCUGGGAAAAACGUGAUGCAUCGAAUGCAUUUAAAGUUCUAGAGCGCGGUUUGGGAGAAAUUUUGGAAAGGUGUAAAGUGAAAGAGGUGAAACAGCUGCCCAAAGAAGAGCGACUGAUUUAUGCGCAGGGAAAGCUUCUGAUUGCCAUCUAUAAUGCCGAUGCUUCGAACGUCUCAGCCAGCGUAAAUCAAAGAUGUUUCAAAGAAGCGGUUCUGGCACAUCCUGAAUCGGAGAAAAGUAUGGUUCACUUAGCACAGUAUUUAGACAAGCUUUACGUAAACUAUUCAUCGGAUGAUCAGGACUCAACACGUGGAUGGGAACUACUUCAAGACGUGAUGACUUAUUACGGUAAAUCUAUGAUAUACGGGUCAACCUACAUUUAUCAAUCAAUGCCUAGAGUACUUAGUAUCUGGUUAGAUUUUACCGCGCGCAGUGUAAAUAACGAUUCCUACAAAAAGAUAUGCUCCAAUAUGAUAAAGCUGGCACAAAAAUUCAGCGAAAGCCUAUCGCCGUACUUUUUCUUCACUGCUUUUUCUCAACUCAUAAGUCGUGUUGCUCAUCCUUCCGUCGAAGUUUAUCAGGUGUUGAAGUCGAUAAUUGUUAAGCUAAUAUUGAAUUAUCCCCAGCAAUCGCUGUGGAUGUUGUUGAGUGUUUACAAAUCUUCAUAUGCCAAUCGGGUUAAACGUUGUCAUGAAAUUUUCCAUGAUAAAAAAUUGUCCAAAGUAACCAUGCAGAAAAUGAUAACCGACUUUAAUGCGCUGGCCGAACGGUUCAUCGAGUUGACCAACAAAGAACUUGGAUCGUCCAAAGAUACUAAGGUGAUGGUUUCUUCGUUGGUUAAAACACUGCCAAAAUUAUUCAGCGACGGAAAUCUGUCAGACAUCGUGAUGCCAAUUCAGAAAUGUAUGCAGUUGGUGUUGGACAAAAAUUCUUCAACUUUCGCUCCGUAUGCAAUGAAUCUCGUUUACAUUCACGGUAUUAAAGAAGAGGUAACCAUUCUUCAAUCGUUGCAAAAACCUCGCAAGAUAACUCUUAUUGGGAAUGAUGGCCGGGAGUACACAAUGAUGAUGAAACCGAAAGACGAUUUGCGGAAAGAUUUUCGUCUUAUGGAGUUCAACGCUGUCGUUAAGCAGUAUCUCUAUCAGGAUCCUGACGCCAAACAGAGACGUUUGAACAUUCGAACAUACGCAGUAUUGCCGUUGAACGAAGAGUGUGGAAUAAUCGAAUGGGUUGAUAAUUUGAACACAUUUCGAAGCAUUAUAUGCACGUACUAUAAACAGCGAGGUUUAGGAAUGCCAGCCAAAGAACUUCGCAAUUACAACUACAAACGGCAGGAUCCGUUACAGAAGAAGCGUGAUGCUUUCGUAAAUUGCUUACUGCCUCGCCAUCCACCAGUAUUUGGCGAAUGGUUCCGAGAUCGAUUUUCUAACCCGCACAAUUGGUUCCAAGCGCGCAGCUCAUAUAUUAGAACCACUGCUGUGAUAUCAAUAGUAGGGUACAUUCUAGGAUUGGGUGAUCGACAUGGUGAAAAUAUUCUAUUCGAUGCUACCAAUGGUGAUACCGUUCACGUGGAUUUCAACUGUCUGUUCAACAAGGGUGAAACUUUCGAAAUUCCAGAAUUAGUACCGUUUCGCCUCACGCAUAACAUGGUUAGAGCAAUGGGGCCACUUGGAGUUGAAGGUCUUUAUCGCAAGUGUUGCGAAAUAGCGCUACGAGUAUUGCAAAAUCAAACGCCCACCUUAAUGUCUGUGCUAAAACCAUUUGUGUACGAUCCGCUUGUGUCCUGGAAUAAAAUAAGUAAACACGACGGAGCGACAGAACGGACUGAUCCGCAGGCAAUGAAUAACGUAAAGCACAUCGAGGAGCGAUUAAAGGGAUACGUCAGGAUUAACGGGAAGAUGUCUCAUAUGCCAUUGUCUGUAGAGGGUCAAAUAAAUCAUUUGAUUAGCGAAGCAACUAACCAAGACAACCUCGCCCAAAUGUAUAUUGGAUGGGCUGGAUAUAUGUGAAACAUACAGCUUAAAAUGUAUUGUGUCAUAAAAUAAAACUAAGUGUUGAAAUUAAAAAUUCAUUAUAUAAUAUAAUUUUUUAAAGUAGUUCCUGAUUUUUGAAUCGUUUGAAACAAGAAAUGAACAACACACUGAUGUGAUGUGAAUUUUAUUCGUAUUAAAUUUAUUGUAAAUAAAUUCGAUAGUUUUCAAAAAAAAGGCUACAAUUACAUUGUACUUAUAUACGGUCGCUCAACAAUGUAAAUGACCAUAAAAUGUUAGUUCAAUAGUUCAAUAAAGUAUGAACCUGAUAGCAGUCAAUAGACAAUAUCAGGUUAAAACUUAAUCGGCGCUUACUUGAGGUACCGAGCAGCGAACCUGGGCAGUGUAAA